Echinops telfairi (small Madagascar hedgehog) is the source of this 1761-nucleotide messenger RNA. It is a transcript of the gene PYROXD1, whose product is annotated as pyridine nucleotide-disulphide oxidoreductase domain 1. The record is from RefSeq and is a predicted model, not a curated record. Bases 1 to 1536 code for a protein of 511 amino acids. Gene Ontology annotation, molecular function: oxidoreductase activity; flavin adenine dinucleotide binding. NCBI's taxonomy places the organism in Eukaryota, Metazoa, Chordata, Mammalia, Afrosoricida, Tenrecidae. The transcript has 11 exons.
AUGCCCACAGUUCUCCUUAGAGGCAAGGAUGGCAAGGCUUGUCUCACGGACUUUAGAUAUGUCAUUAGGGGAGACCAGUCCCUGGAGAAGGCUGCCAUUCUUGGUAAAGGCCUGGGGCAGCAAAACAAGAGGAAAGCCCUCGACAAGACGGAUUCACACGGUGGCGGCCACGAUGGGCGCGAGCAGAGGCGCAUGGUUUCUAAACUAUUAGAAGAAUUUGAUGUUGAAGAACAACCUAGCACCCUGUUGGAAACCCGCUUUCCCAACAUAAAGGUUAUAGAAUCUGGAGUGAAGCAGCUGAAGAGUGAAGAACAUUGCGUUUUAACCGAAGAUGGCAGCCAGUAUAUAUAUAAGCAGCUCUGCCUGUGUGCUGGAGCUAAACCAAAAUUGGUAUGUGAAGGAAAUCCGUAUGUAGUGGGAAUCCGUGAUACAGACAGUGCUCAGGAAUUUCAGAAACAACUCACUACAGCUAAAAGAAUAAUGAUCAUAGGGAAUGGUGGUAUUGCACUCGAGUUAGUGUACGAAAUUGAAGGAUGUGAAGUGAUUUGGGCUAUUAAAGAUAAAGCUAUUGGGAAUACUUUCUUUGAUGCGGGAGCAGCAGAAUUCUUGACUUCAGAGCUCAUUACUGAAAAACUAGAAGCAAAAAUUGCACAUAAAAGAACCAGAUAUACAACUGAAGGAAGGAAAAAGGAGGCAAGGACCACAGCUAAGGCCAGUAAUGUGGGCAGUGCCUUAGGACCUGAUUGGCAUGAAGGCUUGAAUCUUAAAGGAACAAAAGAGUUUUCUCAUAAGAUUCACAUUGAGAACAUGUGUGAAAUAAAGAAAAUCUACCUUCAGGAAGAAUUUAUAAAUUUGAAAAAAGAAUCCUUGAUUCUUCCAAGUGACAAUAAGUCGGUGAAAACAAUUGAUAAAGAGAUGUGGCCAGUAUACGUGGAAUUAACCAAUGAAAAGAUCUACGGAUGUGAUUUAAUUGUCAGUGCUACAGGAGUUACACCAAAUGUAGAACCUUUUGUCCUUGGCAACAAUUUUAAUCUAGGACAAGAUGGUGGCCUGGAAGUGGAUGAUCAUAUGCACACGUCACUUCCUGACAUCUAUGCUGCCGGUGACAUCUGCACUGCGUCAUGGCAGCCGAGCCCAGUGUGGCAGCAGAUGAGACUGUGGACCCAGGCCAGACAGAUGGGGUGGUAUGCAGCCAAGUGCAUGGCCGCAGAUCACCUGGGAGAGCCCAUUGACAUGGAUUUCAGCUUUGAACUCUUUGCUCACGUAACAAAAUUUUUUAACUAUAAGGUUGUGUUACUGGGAAAAUACAAUGCGCAAGACUUAGGUUCGGAUCAUGAAUUAAUGCUGAGAUGUACCAAAGGACAAGAAUACGUCAAAGUUGUCAUGCAGAAUGGGCGAAUGAUGGGGGCUGUCUUGAUUGGUGAAACCGAUUUAGAGGAAACAUUUGAAAACCUAAUUCUAAAUCAAAUGGACCUUUCAUCAUAUGGAGAAGAUCUGCUAGAUCCAAAUAUUGAUAUAGAAGAUUAUUUUGAUUAAAAUACAACUCAAAAACCAUGCCAGGUUCCCUAUAUGGCAGAGAAAUCCAAAGACAAUAAAAGGAAUGACAACAUUGACUUAAUGCUGGACACGUGGAAGUUAACCAUUCAGAAGUAAUAACUUUCGUGGACCAAUCUGGAAAACAUAAAGUUCUAAGGACAAAAUCAGUUCAAAUAUUUCUAUGUAUAUUUUUCUAACAUAAAAUUGACUACUUAUUGUUUAACA